Acanthamoeba castellanii str. Neff is the source of this 3645-nucleotide messenger RNA. Its product is annotated as NADbinding domain 4 domain containing protein. The transcript has 31 exons. Gene Ontology annotation, cellular component: mitochondrial membrane. Lineage: Eukaryota; Discosea; Longamoebia; Acanthamoebidae. The record is from RefSeq and is a predicted model, not a curated record. Bases 1 to 3645 code for a protein of 1214 amino acids.
AUGGAAGGACCCGGAGCCCCCAUCCUGGACUGGCCAAUCCAGCGCCUUCCUGGGGUUGUGUUCAUCACUGGUGUGACCGGCUUCUUGGGCAAGAUUUUGCUGGAGAAGAUGCUGCGAGACCUGCCCGGCGUCUCCAAGUACUUCGUUCUCAUCCGGCCCAAGAAGGACUGCUCUGCUGAAGAGAGGUUCCAGAAGGAGGUUCUCAGCUCGCCGCUGUUCAACCCGCUUCGCAAGGCACUGGGCGGCGAUCGCGCAUUUGCCGAGCUGGUCAAGGACAAGGUCGAAGUCCUCAAGGGUGACAUCCUCGACGAAGACCUGGGCCUCAGCGCCGAAGAGAUGAAGAAAGUGGUGGAGGAAGUGACAGUGUUCAUCCACUGCGCCGCUACCAUCUCCUUCACGGAGCCACUGCUUGACGCCAUCAACCAGAACGUGGUCGCUGCCCUGCGCGUGCUCAAGAUUGCCAAGAGCGCCAAACGCGUCAAGAUCUUCACGCACGUUUCCACGGCCUACGUCGGCUGCAACAGGACGGGUUUCAUCGAAGAAAAGGCCUACCCGUUCCCGUUCGAGCCCGAGCAACUGCUCAAUCGACUGCUGACGAUGCACCCCAAGGACGUCGAGAAGCAGACCAAGAAGCUCCUCGGCAGAUACCCCAACACCUACACGUUCACGAAGAGCCUGGCUGAGCACAUGUUCCUGAAGAAGCGAGGCAAUCUUCCGCUCGCCAUCUGCCGGCCUGCCAUCAUCAAUGCGGUGAAUCGCGACCCGGUACCCGGCUGGAUUGACACUCUCGCUGCUGCUGGCGGACUUUACGCCGCGUGCGGAUUCGGUAUUCUCAAGUUCCUGCCUGGCCACCUGGAAAAUGCCACCGAUCAGGUGCCUGCCGACUUUGUGGUGAACUGCAUUAUCGCUGCCACGGCCUACAAUGCGGGCAAAGAUCGCUACGCCAUUUACCACAGCGGCACCUCACAUCGCAAUCCGCUCAGGUGGUCCCACAUUGUCAAGUGUCUUCUGCCCUACUGGCUCAUGAAUCCGCCCAAGCGCAUGCUAGGACGUCCGUCGUUCCAGUUCAUCUCCGGGCCGUACCCCAUGUACGAGAUCACCUACUUCCUCAAAUGGACUGUGCCGGCCAUGAUCUACCAAUUGCUGGCGCGCACCGUGGGAGACAAGAAGGUGAGGAAGAACGCCAAAAUGCUGGACCAAAUCGAUAAGCGGCUGACCAAGUUCACCGAGACCUUCCGCCACUUCACCGAAAAUGUGUGGAUCUUCGCGGUGGAUAACUCAGACGAGCUGCUGCAGAGCAUGACUCCCGACGAGAAGGAGGUGUUCAAUUUCGAUGCCUCCAAGCUGGACUGGGAAGACUACCUCAUGCGCUAUGCCUAUGGCCUUCGCACCUACGCUCUCAAUGAGAAAGGUCUGAGGCCGCCGAAGAAGGGCGACUACCUGGUCUAUAGCGGGCUGUCGUUGACCAGGAAGCCCUUCGCCGAUAUUAUGUUCGCGAUGAAGUCCAACUUGAUCGUGAACAACGCAGGCAUCUCCCGCACUGGCGAGCAGCUCAAGCUGCUCGUGCUGUCGUCUCCUCGAGUGCAACGGGCCAUCGCCCGUGAGGUAUCAACAAAGCAGGUGUCCAUCCAGGUUGCCGAGUCACGAGCCAAGAAUAUUUUGGAGGUCAUGGGUGCCGAAGCCUCGCCUGCCGUACUCCGCUCGCUCGCCUGGGCGUUCAGAAAGAUUUACCGGCGAUUGUAUUCGGGAGUGGUAAUCAACCAAGUGGGUCUGGAAGCCGUCAAGGAGCUGUUUGGCACCACGCUCAAGAAGGAAAAGUCGGCCGUAGUUCUCAUUCCGUCGCAUCGAAGCUACAUCGACUUCCUGAUCGUGUCCUACAUAUUCUACUCCUUCCAACUGCCUGUCCCGCACAUCGCCGCCGGCGACGACUUCCUGAAUAUGCUCCUCGUUCGGUGGAUCUUCAGGCACAGCGGUGCCUUCUUCAUGCGGAGGUCGCUUGGCGAGGACGAGCUGUACCGUGAGAUCUUCACUGAAUACACCCAGCGCCUACUCCUCGAUGGGUACCCCGUGGAGUUCUUCAUCGAGGGCACGCGCAGCAGGUCGGGCAAGAUGAUCCAGCCCAAGAUGGGUCUCCUCUCGAUCAUCACCGAUCCCUUCUUUGAGGAGAUGCUCAAGCCCAACCGUUCGACCAGGAACGCCGGAAGCGCCAAGAAGCAAACGCUGGAGGACGUGCACUUCGUCCCGAUCGGUGUCUCCUACGAAAAGGUGGUGGAGGAGAGCCAGCACGUGAAGGAGCUCAUGGGCGAGAGUAAGCAGAAACCCUCCCUUCGCGCCCUGCUCGCUGCCGCCCAUUGGUUCGGAAACCCCAUUUCUCUGCGGUCGUUCAUGAGCCAGGAGGUGGCCACCAACCCCGACAAGCGCGCUCUGGGUCCCCAUGGGGACUGCCCUCCCCUCCCCUUCGACAUCUAUUCCCUGCCCGGUCUUCCCACCGCCGUACCGGCCAAGGUCGACGCCGCCGGCCCUAGUCCGUCGGAGAGCCAAGUCGCCGUCAGACCCGAAGCGGAACCCUACAAUCCCUGGACCAACAAGAACCACCGCAGGAUUGCCAUCAACAAUCUGGCCUUCAAGAUCUGCCAGGAAAUCGAAGCCAAUAUCGUGUCGAUGUCGACCGGCAUUGUGGCCGCGCUGGUGCUGACCCAAAGGAACGGUAUCAAGGUCGAAGACCUCAUCGAGAAGUUCUCCUGGCUCAAGGAACUCAUCAUCGCCAAGGGCGGCUGGAACGACCCCAUUCUGCACCCGGUGAACUACGUGGUGACGCGGGCCAUCAGGCUCCUGCAGCCCCUGAUCAUUGAGCGCAACCGGCGCCUGGAACCGAACUACAUCACCAUCCAGGAUCAGCGCAACUGGGUACAUCUGGGCUACUACCGCAACCAAAUCGUGCACCUGUUCAAGGAUGAGUGCAUCAUGGCCGUGGCACUCUACUCCUUCGGGCGCUCGACCGUCAUCGGUGACGCUGGUGCGGGACAAGUGGGCGUCAGGAAGGACGAGCUCUUCGCGCGGAUCGCAUUCCUCUGCAGCCUGCUCAAGUUCGAGUUCAUUCCCACAGGCAAGGAGGACUACGAACAGCUGCUGGGCUGGUUCAUCGAGAAGGGCCUCUUCCAGAGCAAGACCUCUGCCGAUCACCAGCACUCUCUCAUUUUUGUGCCGCCCCACGGCGAACGGUACUUCACGUUCCUGUGCCUGCUCUUCUGGCCGUUCAUCGACAGCUACUGGCUGGCUUCCCUCGCCCUCUUCUCUGCGCUCCACGACCGCACCGUGCAGGGCACCACUCUGAUCGACAACGCACAGUGGUUCGCCGACCAUCUCUUCAAGAGCGGAGUGCUUCAGCACUUUGACGCCAACAGCAAGGACACCUUCCAUAAUGCCUUCACCGUGUUCAAGCACUGGGGCAUCCUCAAGGCCCGAGGCGAGAGAUACACCAGCGGACGCGAGGUGUUGCUGCACUUGUCGCCCUACUGGCAGGAGGAGAAGGCGCUCGACGCCCUCGUACACCACAUCGGCUCCUUCAGGCGUGAACCCCUCCGGCAAGGGGUGCUCGACCGGAAAGCUCUGCUGGCGGACUUCCCCGUCGUGGCCAGGCUCUAG